GUGACAUGAGAGAUGACAUGACUGACCUGCAAGUCAACGGGAAUGCUGGCCAUUAUCCUCUGGAUGUAGAGGAGGUUGAAGAAGACUCUAGUGCACAACUUAACAUGCGUGGAGUUUUUCUGCAUGUUUUUGGAGAUGCCUUAGGUUCAGUAAUUGUGGUAGUGAAUGCCUUGCUCUUCUAUGGGUUGUGGAAUCCAUGCCCUCAAGAUGGGCCUUGCUUUAAUCCAUGUGUCAAUAAUCAUUGCAUGGAAAAUGCUACUUUAUCCCAAACACUUGGCAGAGCUAACAGGUCUGAGCAAGAGAGCAUUACUGUGGCUGGUCCUUGCUGGUUGCUAUAUUUAGAUCCUGUCCUGUGUUUGAUUAUGGUCUGUAUACUCCUUUACACAACUUACCCACUGCUUAGGGAGUCAGCCCUUAUCCUUCUGCAGACUGUUCCGAAACAAAUAGAUGUUCAUUCUUUGAACUCCAAGUUACGUACCCUGGAAGGAGUUGAAGCAGUCCAUGAACUACACAUCUGGCAGCUAGCAGGCAGUAGGAUCAUUGGCACUGCUCACAUCAAGUGUCCUGACCCUUCGACAUACAUGAUGGUGGCAAAGCGCAUAAAGGAGAUCUUCCAUGACGAAGGGAUUCACGCGACGACCAUUCAGCCUGAGUUUGCCAGCGUUGGCUCCGAGUCAGGGAGAGGGAAAUGCGAGUUGCCUUGCAGGACGCAGUGUGCUUUGAAGCAGUGCUGUGGAACAGGAGAAGAUAGUAUUGCAAAGAAGACAGAAAAAUCUUCGUCACUUAGUAUUUCUUGUUCAGAAGUUGUCAUUGAAUUCCAGAAAACGAGGAGGACUAAGUCGGAGAGCAUCCCCUCAGUGAAGCUAGAGGCGAACACCGAUCAAAACGAGCAGUUCGAGUCGUCUUUGUAACGCCCCGAAGGGUGCUGCUGCCUGAGCUGUAGUGACUUUGUCAACAGCUGUGUUGCAAGAGGAAGAGACAGACGUUUGAGAUGCAGUUUUGCCAAGUAGUGUAAUUGCUGAAGUUCUUGUUCUUGUCAUAUUGCUAAAUAAUAGGAUGCCUGUUUUAAAGAGUAUAAUGUCAUUGUCAUGAUACAAUGUGUUUGUGUUGACUUGGUUUGACUGAGACAGACAGAAAGUGCACCGAUGCUGUAACAACUUCAGAAAACCAGUUUCAACAUUUCAGCAGAGACUUUUUGCUGUGCUUCAAAUUAAGAUUUUUUUUUUCCAGUCAAAAGGUAUUUGAGGGAUAAGCAUGUAGGAACUCAAAUUUGUGUUACAGAUUUCUUGGACCUACUUUUUCCUUUAAUAUUUGAUUUGUAGAUAUUUUAAUAUAUUGUUUAUUUAGAAGCCCUGAGAAUACCAAAGUUCACAGAACAUUUUUAAAGAUAUAACUACUAAAAACUGGAAACCACUUUGCAGUUUCAUGUAUUUUUCAUAAAGCUAUAUAAAAUAAUAAAUGUGAAGGCUUUUCUAAUGAAUUUAUCACAGCAUACUUUAAAGAGAACAUCAUGUGAUUGUUAGAAAUUGUCCCCACUCAGAGGAGGUAAUUAAUGGAUAUGAAAGGGUUAUUUUCUAUCAGAAUGGAAAUUCAGGCUACUGUGUACUGCUCCUUGAUCAAGCCAUGAGGCUGACUGAUAAAGUAACACAUAACUU
Messenger RNA from Acanthisitta chloris (rifleman), 1655 nucleotides. RefSeq names its product solute carrier family 30 (zinc transporter), member 1 (gene SLC30A1). NCBI's taxonomy places the organism in Eukaryota, Metazoa, Chordata, Aves, Passeriformes, Acanthisittidae. The transcript has a single exon. Gene Ontology annotation, molecular function: calcium channel inhibitor activity; zinc ion transmembrane transporter activity. Gene Ontology annotation, cellular component: endoplasmic reticulum; Golgi apparatus. The annotation marks the transcript as partial. The record is from RefSeq and is a predicted model, not a curated record. Gene Ontology annotation, biological process: detoxification of zinc ion; intracellular zinc ion homeostasis; zinc ion transmembrane transport.